AUGAAACUCACACUGACCGGAAUUUACAACACUAGGCAGCUGCAAAUAGUUGUCAUCAAUAGUGUUCUUGUGGUGCUAUCAGUUACCGCGGUUCUCUUGCGGUUCUGGGCACGACAUUUACAAAGGCUGAGACCCUUUCCAGAGGACUAUCUGAUAGCUGUUACUUGGGCCCUGGCUCUAGGCGUGAAUAUCCUCCUCUUUCAAAGUCUUCACGCCGGUGUGGGAGAGCAUGUUGAUACUCUCACGAAUGCGACCGUGGAAGAAUAUUCCCUAAACCUAUAUGUUAUGCAGUUGUUCUGGAACACCUGCCUUCCCACGAUCAAACUCUCCAUUUCUCUAUUCUAUCAGCGCAUAUUCCCCGUGAGAUCCAUGAUGAUCGCUUGUCGCUCCGUCAUUGUCUUCCUAUUUGCUUGGUACCUCGCAUUCCAAACCACCGCCAUAUUUCAGUGCAUACCAAUCCACCACGGAUGGCAAAAGAAAAUAACAGAGGGCCGAUGUAUUGACUUUGUUCCUUUUGUGAUCUCAUUGGCCGCGACAAACCUGUGUACUGAUGUACUGCUUCUGGCCCUGCCAACUCGUGAAAUCUGGAAGCUUCAGGUUCCUCGGGGAAAGAAAAUUGGCUUGUCAGUCAUCUUUACCUUGGGAGUAAUGUGUGUUCUCCCUUGCCCUUUCUCUUCACUUUCGCGUGCUCUUUUGUCCAGCGUGUGCGUGGUUUCGGUUUUUCGGCUAGAAAAUCUUAUCGCGAUCAGGAAUGCUGACAUCACGUGGUCCGAUACGUAUUCCCAUCUAUGGACUGCAAUCGAAAGCAGCUUGGGGGUGGUUGUGGCUUGUCUCCCCAGUCUGAUGCCUAUUGUCCGGCUGAUUCGCAAUGGGAAAACUGGAAGGGGGCAACCCGGCAGAGCCCAUUCGAGUUCUCGUCGGGAGUCGUCUUUUUACCCUGUACAUAUGCAAGGAUCUUACGAGCUGUCGCAAAUGUCCAAUCGCAAUGAUUCAGGGCCGGGUCGGACACGGCUCCGCGCCGGGAGCAGUGAUUCGGCCUUAAUCGCAAAAGAUGUGGGUGAAAUUGAUAUCAGCACAGAAAUCACGCAGCAGGUGGAUCGCAGUCUGAGCUAA
Molecule: messenger RNA, 1113 nt
Organism: Aspergillus homomorphus CBS 101889
Lineage: Eukaryota; Fungi; Ascomycota; Eurotiomycetes; Eurotiales; Aspergillaceae
Exons: 6
Coding region: 1-1113 (370 amino acids)
Source: RefSeq, a predicted model, not a curated record